CCUCUUCAUGAAGACUCGCAAUAAUCAUUAACACCCAACUCCCAGUUCAUCAAGACCGUGCAUGUCUCAUCCGCUCGUCUGAACCGAUAACUAUUUAAUUCACGUUCUCUACAGCUUGAGUCUGUGAUUCCUAUUCCAAACCUCAAUCAUGUCCUUAUCUUCGCCCAUCCAUGCCCCGCAGCACAUCCUGCAGCUCCUCUCCGAGCUACACGCCAAGUCCCUCGAACAGGAGGCCGCCAUGUCCAAGACGGGCAAGGUCUUCUCGUCCGAUGUCAUGAACGACCUCGAGGACCGACACCCGCGCGCGGACCCGGCGGACGAGUUCGACAGGCUCAUGCUGGACAAGUUCGUCGCGCUGGACGAGGACAAGUGCCGCUUCGCGUACCAGCUCAUCGGCGCCACGGGCGCCACCAACGUCGUCGAGGCCGGCACGAGCUUCGGCGUCAGCACCAUCUACCUUGCCCUCGCCGUCGGCAGGGCCAAGGCCGCCACGGGCAAGGCCGGGACGGUCGUCGCGACGGAGAAGGAGGCGCGGAAGGCCGAGGUCGCGCGCGGGUACUGGGCGCGAUGCGGCGCGGAGGUCGAGGAACAGAUCGAUCUCAGGGUCGGGGAUCUGCUCGAGACUCUCAAGGAAGGGUUGCCGCAGAUUGAUCUGUUGCUGCUUGACAUCUGGUCAGCCCUCGCUCUGCCGACGCUCAAAGUCGUUCUCCCCCGUCUGCGGAAGGGCGCAGUCGUCCUGACGGACAACACCAUAUCUGGUGCUGAAGGAUACAAAGAUCUGCUGGCGUUCCUGAGAGACCCGCAGAACGGCUUCCAGAACAUGACUCUUCCGUUUACGAAUGGAUUCGAGAUGAGUGUUUAUAUGCCCGUUUUGGAGUAAUGUUUGUCAAGCUUGUCAUAGGAUGGCAAAAGAAGCAAUAAUCUGUUGCUUCUUCUCUUUGCCAAAUCUCU
Molecule: messenger RNA, 951 nt
Organism: Colletotrichum destructivum
Lineage: Eukaryota; Fungi; Ascomycota; Sordariomycetes; Glomerellales; Glomerellaceae
Product: Putative class I-like SAM-dependent O-methyltransferase
Exons: 2
Coding region: 149-880 (243 amino acids)
Molecular function (GO): O-methyltransferase activity
Source: RefSeq, a predicted model, not a curated record